AUGACAAAUAAUGAUGAGGCACCACCUCAAGAAGUUUUUUUCCGUAUGUCGGGAACUGGUACUGCCAUAUGGGAAAUAAAGCGACCGCAAAAAGUCGUUCUUGAUCUUGUCCAACGAAAUGUUUUUCAUGGUGAAUUACUGGAUAUUGGCUGUGGAAUUGCUGACAACGCAAUUUAUAUCGCCCAACAUACCAAUGAUGUUCAUAUAACAGCGAUUGAUAUGGUGGAAAAAGCAAUUGAAGUUGCUCGUCAGAAGGCGGAAGAGAAUCAGGUGAAGAUUCAAUUUGAAGUUGUCAAUAUGCUCGAAGAUGUUUCAAAAACGAACUUGAAACCAAAUGGAUAUGAUCUUAUACUUGAUGCAGCUAUAUUUCAUGCUUUUAACAAUGAAGACCGUCUGACGUAUAUAAAGAAUUUGAAAAAACUAAUAAAACCAAAUGGACUCUACAUUCAAAUCUGUUGCUGUGAAAAGGAAACGAGAGAAACUCGACCACGUCGAAUUAAGAAGGCUGAUUUAGAAGACUUGUUCUCGCCCGAGAAUGGCUGGAAAAUUGAAUCGAUCGAAGAUACAAUUUAUGAAGCAACACCGGAUUCUCCAUUGGGAACAGAUUUUCUCUCAUAUCUUUCAUUUAUUCGUAAACUUUCCUGA
Adineta ricciae is the source of this 645-nucleotide messenger RNA. NCBI's taxonomy places the organism in Eukaryota, Metazoa, Rotifera, Eurotatoria, Adinetida, Adinetidae. The record is from the annotation of a GenBank genome assembly.